Messenger RNA from Myxocyprinus asiaticus (Chinese sucker), 703 nucleotides. RefSeq lists its product as uncharacterized. The transcript is spliced from 7 exons. Lineage: Eukaryota; Metazoa; Chordata; Actinopteri; Cypriniformes; Catostomidae. Bases 2 to 703 code for a protein of 233 amino acids. The record is from RefSeq and is a predicted model, not a curated record.
CAUGACAUCUUUUGUAAAGAGUGAGGAGGAGCACAAAGACAGUUAUAAAAGAUGGGGCUUCGACAGCCUACAGCACAGUCAAUGCAGAAGGAUGCAGCUUCAGAUUGAUCUCCAGUCACAGCAGCGAAAUCAUCGCCUAAGCAGGGCUGCUUGGCUGCAUGGUCGCUGGUGGGAGAUCAGUGAGCAGGAGCGUAGGGCUCAGCUCCAUAAUCAAAAGCUCCUGAAGGAUUUUCAGAGAGCACAAGACUCACUCGAUGACAUGGUGGCCCGCACUGAAGCCAUGAACACUAUACGGGUUGAGUAUGAAAAGUAUUUGGAAGAGAAUUUCCCACGAUGGCAACAGAAGCUCAAAAAGAGACUUUCAGAGCAGUCCAAGCGGGUACAGCAGCAGUUAAAGGACUAUAUUCAGGAGAUGGAGGGGCCUGAACACAGGUCUGGCAUUAGAGCCCACCCUUUUUCCUCCAUCUCUGCAGACGCACCUCAGCCUACAACUUCUGACACCCUGCUAAACUCUCAUCAGACAGAGAAAGACACCAAUCAACAUUCUGCAAGAUGCAACCAAAAUGACCAUCUACCUCACCUUCCACCCACUUCGUUAUUUGGCUCACAGUCUUUAGGAACCAGACUUCCCCAUAUUAAUAUUCAAAAGCAUUGCAAAAACUUUCAGAACAUACCAUCUGAGGGAAAACUCAUGGGCAGGUAG